AUGAUACACGAAGAAGUGCCAGUGACAUGCCAGAGCAUAAUGGUGACGGUCUACCCAGAAACUGUCCAGGUAACUGAGGGAUCCAGUGCAACUCUCCAUUGUAAUUAUACCAUGCCCUCCAUUGCCUCAAGCCUAGACCAGGCUCUAAACCAGGACCUAGACCAGGAGCUAGAACCAGAACAGUCUAACCAGGAACAAACGGUCACAUGGUUAAAAGAUGGCGUCGUCCUUAGGACUUAUACCGGUGACCUUGCCAUAGUUUCCCAGAGUGGUGGUAGGGUGAGCUUGGUGGCCCCAGCAUCGCUGAGGAUAUCGAGUGUUGUUGAUGAGGACAGUGGAUCGUACACCUGCAUGAUUGAGCAACGAGGUCUGAUGGGGUCGGCAGCAGCUACUCUUCAUGUUCAAGGGAGACUUCCUGUUCUCUUGGGUCACAAAGGCCGUUCUGAGGCAAGUUUCCUGGCAGGAGAAACACUACGGUUACAGUGUAAAGGGUCAUAUCCACUUCACUGGACCUAUCAUACAGGAAUUGAUCACAGUAAAAUCUCCAUCAGGUCUAAGCUUACCCCUAUACCAGAAUCAUCCUCUUGGAACGAGAGUAGUGUGCUGGUAAUCAUCAAUGCAACAGCCUCGGACUCCGGAUAUUUCACCUGCUCGCAUACCCAUGACAGUCAAGACUUUUCCAGGGAAAUAUAUGUAUAUAUUAAUGCCACCGAUGCCAACAGUUUAUUCUUGCCAAGUGACAUCACCAAUAUCACCCUGUACGCCCUGGACCCCUUUGUUCUGCCAUGUCGCGUCUCAAUACCCUCAUUUGAUGUGAAUAUUAUCCUGGCGAAUGGUGAUGCGGUACCGCAGGAUGAAUUACCUCCUUACAGUGAUAGGGUGGGGUUUAGCGUGAGUGGCGAGGAUGCAUACAAGUAUGAAGGUAGCGUGGCCUGCGUAGCCGUAUUCGAUGGAUCGCAAGUGGAGCAGACAUACCUCGUGCAGAUAAUAAGAAAACCCAUCAUUGUGAAUUCAACUCAAGACGUCACAAUCCCAGAAUACACUACACUCACCCUGGUGUGUGAGGGCGCCCUCCCACUUAUAUGGGUCCACGAGCUCCCUGACAUGGAAAUAGAUAUCCUCAUCUCCACAUUAAGGCGACCAAAUGGAGACUUGUAUUACAGGAGUAUCUUGAAUAUAGAAAGCGCGACGUACGGGAACACAGGGUAUUUUUCCUGCUUCUACCUGCGAUACAUCAAUGUAAAUGAUCUUUCUCUAAGAACAUCUGUCUACGUCUUUGUCAGCAGUUAUGAUGAAGAUCGCAUCUUCCUUCCAAAGUAUGCUAUUGAGUCUAUUGAUUACAACAAGGCAACUCCGAUGACCGUGCCCUGUCGGAUAUCCAACCCGAAUCUGGAUGUGACAUUUGAAGUAUACUUCAAGGACACCGGCGCGGAAUUCACAAACUUCUACUGGACGCCUUCUUAUGAUAAAAAGGUUGGAUUCACACUCACACCGACCGGUGAAACCAUAGAUGGCAUAGCUCUCAUCUUCACCUGCUAUUCAACUGUUGUCAAUGGCAAUCAAUCUGAUACCAACGGUGGCAUUAACGUGGCAUCAAUUUCCAUGUUCUUGGGUGAUUCUGAAAAACCAAUAUUAAACUUGGAACUGGGACAAGAUAAAGAAGAGGUAAUAGCCAACAAGGAGGGUUUUGAACUGACGUGUCGUGCGUUUAUACAAUUCUCUCUGCUCUUUCUUCCCAACGCUCAGGAUUACAUACCCAGAUUUGCAUGGGUGGGACCAGGGGAAACGAGACCAGAGAAUGUACUAGAGCUUGAACCUGACCCUAACAGCUAUGUAACAGAUUACAUAGCUGGAUUUACGUACUACAAAAACAAAUUUGUUGAGAAUGCCUCUGUGGAUGACAAUGGGAUCUACACAUGUUAUGCAGCAAAUAUUGGGGCUGAGGCAGAGGAAACCAUAUCCGUUCAAGUGCAUGCGAGAGGAUAUGCUGACAUCAGUCACCGAUUCAAUGUCUCCGACCCGACCACGAACCUGACGGCCAUCGUUAAUCACGACAAGUGCAUCUGGUUCGAUGUACCCGCUUACCCUCCACCCAAAUUCAGGGUUUUUCCUCCAAGGAAUUGGGUCCUGACGAUGGAUGAGAGCUCCAAGGUCCUCACCAUGUGCAGUUCAAACGUCUCGGAAGCUCACGAAGGAGACUAUACUGUGUAUGUGUGGAAUGACUACCAGAAUGCCAGUAUUACCUUCUUCUUUACAGUGCAAGUACCGCCGAGGUCUUCCAUUGCAAUUAAUCCUGCACCGGUCACGCUGUUCAAUUCAUCAAUAAAAGGCUUUGUUAUGGGAACGACAUAUAACUUGGAGUGCAAAUCUACAGGAAAGCCAAAACCAAUGGUGUAUUGGUUGUUUCAAAGAUGUCCAACGGACCCAAGUGUAGAUCCAGAUUGUGUAGCCAGUGAUCGCUGGGAGAAAGUACAGGUAACUGCAAUGUCAAGUGUGGAGUAUUCCAGUGAUGACAGCAUUGCUACUCUGAUCGUUGAGGCUCAGGAGUGGACAUUGUACCGCUGCACAGUGUGGUCUCCGUCGGAGUUCUUUCAAGAUGUCCACCAAGACGUCGAUUUCAAAAUCCUUGAUUCUGAGACAGGUGUGCGCAUAUCAUCAGACUCCGACGUGGCCUUCAUCGGUGACGAUCUCACUCUGGAGUGCCAUGCGACUGCGUUCUUCUUCACCGAGAUCAAAUGGUUCUUCGUCAACCCCAAUGGCACUGAUCGUUGGUUGAACAGCUCCACGCCAAAGUACAGCUCCUAUUCUCUUGUUUCAACUCUGCGUGUCAGCAACAUCACGAGUAAUGAUGCGGGAUCUUACGUGUGUGUUGCAAUCAGUGGUGAUAAUCCAGGUUGGGAGAAAAACACAACGCAGGUCAUCGAUGUCAGAGAGGUAAGCGAGCCAGAGAUAAUCAGAUCAUCUGAUGAUCCUACAGCUAUCAGCCUGGAUCGCAUGAAAGAGAACCUCCACAUCCAAUGCCUUGCCAGAGGGCUCCCUCGUCCAAGCCUGAGCUUAUACUUCACCCAAGCAGACCCCAUUCUGCUUGAGGAUGCUGUCGUCGGGGGCAACGCAUCUGUGGUGUGGCUGAACUAUGAGGUGGUACGGCCGCCCUUAGCCAUGGGUGGGAGUUAUGAAUGCGUUGCAGAGAGCAGAGGUGGAGAGGUCCGACAGACAUAUCAAGUGUCUAUAACAGAAUCUCCUGAAUUAAAGAUUGGAAUACUGAGCUCUGCAGUCAAAGUAGGAGACAAUGUCACUAUCAGUUGUUUGGUAGUGAGAGGGUUCCCUAUUCCAAUGGUUCAGUUGAAGAAAGAGAAUGUUCCAGUAUCCCUCUCGCAAGGCAUCGGUAAUAUCUCCUACACGCUCACAGCUCAAGCCAGUGAUGGAGGAAAAUACUAUUGUAAAGCACUUGAUGCCAACGCUACCUCUGAUUCCAUUGAGCUAGUAAUUGAUAAAGCACCACCAGGCACUUUGCAGAAGAUCAUGCCUUACCUCCUCUCCUCUUUAUGUUUGAUAAUUCUCAUCAUAUUACUUUACUUCGUAUGGAAGUGUCGGCGGAGACCUAAAGUCCGUCGAGCAUCGCGACUACCUCCUAUGGAGAUGCCACGCCUUGGUAGUAACAGGCGAUCGAUUUAUUCAGUGAGCGAUGAUCCAUAUGAGAACAUGGCAUACAAUCAACGAUGGGAGUUUCCCAGAGAAAGAUUAAAACUUGGCGGUAUCAUAGGGAAAGGAGCGUUUGGUCUGGUCAUCAAAGCUGUUGCUGUAGGCAUCGAUGGUACUGAGAAGAACAUAACCGUUGCAGUCAAGAGACUCAAAAGCGGAGCCUCAUCCCAGGAGAAGAAAGCUUUGUGGGCGGAACUCAAGAUGCUCGGUCACAUUGGGAAACAUCUCAAUGUCGUUAACUUUCUUGGUGCUUGUACUCAAAAUGGCCCUGUCUUGGCAAUUGUGGAAUACUGUUGUCGUGGAAACCUAUUGGACUUUCUUCGUUCUAAGAGGAAAUACUUCACAGAGACCCCUGAAGGCACCGGUAGUCAGAGUCACACGGGCCAUUCUAGCAGUACCGGGACUAGCAGUAAUUUCCAGACCUCGUCAGGAAGUGAGAGGAGGAUGAAGGCUGUCUAUGAUCAGGUGAUUCCAGAGGAGCUUGUGUCGCCUCUUCAAGAUGAUCCUAUUGAUAGCCAAGAUCUCCUUUGUUACAGCUUCCAAGUAGCAAGGGGCAUGGAGUUCCUAGCUUCUAAAAAAGUAAUUCAUCGUGAUCUGGCAGCCAGGAAUGUACUAGUGACAGAAAACUACACGGUCAAGAUAUGUGACUUUGGACUCGCCAAACACCUGUACGAUGACCCAGACUAUGUUGCUAGUGGAAAGCAAGGUCGUCUACCAAUCAAAUGGAUGGCUCCAGAAUCGAUAUUUGAUAAAGUAUUCACAACAUACAGCGAUGUAUGGGCAUAUGCUGUUUUCCUUUGGGAAGUAUUUUCUCUUGGUGGUUCGCCCUAUCCUGGUAUUCAGAUCGAUGAGCAGUUCUACAACAAGAUAAAGAAUGGAUAUCGCAUGAACGCACCCGAUUACGCGCCGGCAGGAGUUUAUGACACAAUGUUGGAAUGUUGGACCCCAGAUCCUGAAGCAAGACCUUCGUUCAGUAUCCUGGCUGUAAGAUUAGGGGAUAUGUUAGAAGCAAAUGUAAGAUCAGAAUAUAUAGAGCUGAAUAUGCCAUAUGAACAAGUUAACCACACAGCAUCCAAUGAGCUUCCGUCUCCACAUGAGGACACGACCCUUUUGGGACCCAAUCCGCCUCCUGCUUUCAAACCCACACCAGUGAACAGCGCCCCCAAUACUCCCCCUCCUCCAACCCGCAUGGUACGGAGUGACGCAAGUGACUCCUCGCCAGACGUUUCCCGUCUCCCCGACCUAUCGCCUCCUGUCAGAGGACUCGAGGCUCGGCCAUUUUUGCCAAAGGACGAUGCCCAGAAGAAAACGACUGUUCAGGAGGUUAAUGAACUAGAAGAGGGGAGGAAUACCCCGGAAGAUGAUGUCUUUCUCACCACGGAAGUUACAACUAAUGGAUUAAAAGGUUUCACUGUAAAUGCACAAAACACAUGGUUAUGACGUAUGACCUAUCCCCGCUUCGCUUGCACCUCUGUU
Messenger RNA from Lytechinus variegatus (green sea urchin), 5178 nucleotides. RefSeq names its product vascular endothelial growth factor receptor 1-like. Bases 1 to 5142 code for a protein of 1713 amino acids. The record is from RefSeq and is a predicted model, not a curated record. Gene Ontology annotation, biological process: multicellular organism development; protein phosphorylation; positive regulation of kinase activity. Lineage: Eukaryota; Metazoa; Echinodermata; Echinoidea; Temnopleuroida; Toxopneustidae. Gene Ontology annotation, molecular function: ATP binding; transmembrane receptor protein tyrosine kinase activity. Gene Ontology annotation, cellular component: signaling receptor complex. The transcript is spliced from 27 exons.